AAAUGAGUAUAAAAGCCCACAAAGAUUUGCUAUGAUAUCAGUAUUGAACAGAGAUUAAUAGAAGUCGGAACAAUGAACUAUAAAAUUUGCUACGUAUUCGCGUUGGCCAUCUUCGACGCAGCCAUUAUACCAGCCGCCUUAUUAGAGAUGCCAGAGCCCUUCCUCGUGCCAUGUGACUUCGGAGACCUUGGAUGUCUGAAAUUAUCCACGAAUUUAUUUUUGAGUCAAACCUAUAAAGGGAUACCCUCCAUAGACAUAUUACCUAUCGACCCUUUAUCCAUAUCUGGAGUGGACGUUCCAUUUCCGGGUGAUAAUUUGGUGUACUCGAAUAAAAAUAUUACUGUGCUUGGGUUGGCAAAUCAGGCAUUGGUGGCGCUUGAGAUGGAUCUUAAAACUCGUUCGGUAGCGCUCUCGACAUCUGCCGAUGUAUACAUAAGCGGCGACAUCAAUCAGGUGUACCGCAAUCUGGGAAGGAGCGUGGCGGGACAUUUCAGGACAUCUGGAAGUGUGUUAUGCACAGCUUUAUACAAUUACACUUUUGCAAGGGACGGCAUGGAAGUUGAACAUUAUGUGGUCGGCCCCGAAACUAAUUCCUGCGAAGUUUUCGAAACUCCGGUGGUUUCGUUCAGUUCUCCGUUGGCGGAAAUGUGCAACGAUACAUUUUGUCCAGAGGAGAUAAAACAGUUGUGGAAAACGAAUUUCAGCAAAAUAAUGGAGAAAGCGUACGUCACUGUCAUUCACAACAUCAGGGCGGCUGCUAAAGUCCUACCUGCGACUGCGUUCUUUAAAAACCCGCAUGGAAAUGGAAAUUAAUAAAAUCUAUAAUUUAGUAUAGCUUACUAUU
This is a messenger RNA of Cydia fagiglandana, 844 nucleotides long. RefSeq names its product juvenile hormone-binding protein-like. The record is from RefSeq and is a predicted model, not a curated record. Lineage: Eukaryota; Metazoa; Arthropoda; Insecta; Lepidoptera; Tortricidae. The transcript is spliced from 6 exons. The coding region runs from base 73 to 813 and encodes 246 amino acids.